Molecule: messenger RNA, 1110 nt
Organism: Medicago truncatula (barrel medic)
Lineage: Eukaryota; Viridiplantae; Streptophyta; Magnoliopsida; Fabales; Fabaceae
Product: probable WRKY transcription factor 13
Exons: 3
Coding region: 92-796 (234 amino acids)
Biological process (GO): regulation of DNA-templated transcription
Molecular function (GO): sequence-specific DNA binding; DNA-binding transcription factor activity
Source: RefSeq, a predicted model, not a curated record
UGCACCUAACCUCUUUGCUAGCUCUAGAAAGAUCACCAACUAUAUAUAGAGAAGAAAAGGGAGAAGGAUAGAGAGAUCAUAAGAAGAAGUGAUGUCCCAAAUUAUUGACCACCACUUAUUUGAGGAGGAGAAUCAGAUUUCCACACAAAUGGGGUUCAUUCCUUUCCCAACAAACCUUACUUUCCCUUCUUUAGAUUGCAAUCAAUCUUUGAAAGCCUUCAGUUCCAUAGCUUCUUCACUUACAUCUGAAUCAGAUUCUACAUCAAACCUAACACAAACCCUACUCACAACCAAUCCUCAAAAAUCAAAAGAAUACCUCACUUCUAGCUUUGGAGGAAGUACUCCAUUCCUAUCCUUGCAUGGAUCCAUUGUAAAUCCAUGGGCAAUAUUGGGAGGAGAAGUAAUAAGUAAUUGCAUGAAUAAUAGUGGUAAAAGAAAUGGAGUAGAUCAUCGUGAUAAUCAUUUGGGUGUUUCUACUACCAUGAAAAUGAAGAAAAUGAAGGGAAGAAAGAAAGUGAGAGAGCCUAGGUUUUGCUUCAAAACAUUGAGUACUGAUGUGGAUGUGUUGGAUGAUGGUUACAAGUGGAGGAAGUAUGGACAAAAAGUUGUAAAGAACACCCAACAUCCCAGAAGCUAUUACCGUUGCACACAGGAGAAUUGUCGUGUAAAGAAACGUGUGGAGCGCUUAGCUGAAGAUCCAAGGAUGGUAAUAACAACAUAUGAAGGAAGACAUGUACACUCUCCUUCCAAUGAUCUUGAAGACUCUCAAACUCAAUCUGACAAUUUCUUAUGGUAGUUCAUACACAAACAUGUAUAAUAAUGCUACAUUUAUAAAUGUAUAUGUAUGUUUUCUACUAAUAUUAAAGGUCUAGGUGUGCUUUGUCGAGAUGAAAACGAUCAAAUAAGUACAGAAUGGAGUCAAAUUGAUAAAUGUAUUUGAACAUGUUAAGAUUUUUUUCAUCCCUUCCAAGCGCACCAUAUGACUGCUGAUUUUUCAUGUUUUUAUUUAGUCUUGGUGUUCUCUAGAUGCAUGGCAUUUUGAAUAUAUAUCCAGUAUGGUGUUCCAAUCAAAAUAUAAUAAUGAUAGUGAUUAACAUUUGUGAAUUGUAA